UCACUGGCGUCCCCGAGGGCCCAAACCGUCCUUCCUUGGUGGGGUGCUGUAAACGAACUCUGGGUCCGUUGCAAUCCUGCUGCGUCCGACACCAGCAAACAAACCCAUCGUGGGAAGUUUCCAGCUCUAACCCGCAGGGGCAGGAUGGCCCCCCUGCUGGGGAAGCGGUCCCGGGCCUCUUUGUUCAGCCUGAUGCUGAACAUCUCUCCUGAAGUUUGGUGUCUUGCAUCAAAUAGCCACACGUUAAAAAAGCCUGCGUGCUGAUCAUACCUCACGCUAAGAAGCAGAUCUUUCUUGCCAUCAACAGCUCUCUUAUCCCCCCCCUGAAAAAUCAACCCUAGCCCUGUGCUAAGCUUGGCUACGGCUUAUUUUGUACUUGCCUUCAGUUGCUGCCCCCUCCCGGCGUUGCCACGGCUGUCACAUCCCCGCUGACAACACCAGAGGGGCUUGCUGCACCGCUGGCGCUCAGGGAGGCCACGAGAGCUGCCUUGGCCUCCUGCGGACCCUGGACUGGCUGCAGACCCUCGACUUGGCUCUGCCUUGGUGAAAGGCUGGUUAAAAUCCAGGGCAGGAGCUGGGAGAGCACCACGGUGGGCUGUCGCGCAAGGUGUCCUCCUGGGCUCUGCAGCUUCCCACAUCCACGUUCUGGUGGUCGCAGACGUGUCUGAUCUGGACCAGAGACACCACGGGACAAAGUGUUGGGAAGGGUCCUGGUGCAGGCUGCUUUCCUUGGCUUCCCCCAGCUCUUAGUCGCCUUUUCCCUGCGCGACAGCCGGUUACCGGCUCUGUUUUGCCACCCUCCGGCACAGCUGGUGCGAGGAGAGGAGCAGCUAGGACCAUGCCCGCACGCCAAGCCCAACCUCAUGGUCUGCUCUUCACCUUCUCGGUCCCUCUCUGUUUUAGACACCUCACUUUUAUCUCUUUAACCUAUAUUACAAGGGGUGGGGAGGGAGGAGGAGAGGAGAAGACCCAGGAACUGCCCUGCACACCCACCUCUGCCCUUACAGCCGCACAGCCCCGGCGUGCUCUAACUGCGUUAACUCCCUUUCAGGCCAGAGGACAGGCGCUUUCCUCGGUCUGAGAUGUGACAAUAACAAUGACGUGGCCAUCGCACACGUGAAAGCGCUGGACAAUAAACUGUGCUCUGAGGCCUGCUUACCUGGAUCUGCCCCGUGGCCUCCCUGCCCCUGCGCACCUCGUGGAUGCUGGACCUGCCCGCUCUGAUCUCCCUGGGCAUGGCUGACGGCUGGUUGAACCUCCGGUCAGAAGAAGAGAGAGGGCAGGAAAGCAGCAUGGGGGACUCGAGCAACCUGGACGACAGCCUCACCAGCCUCCAGUGGCUCCAGGAGUUCUCCAUCAUCAAUGCCAACGUGGGCAAGUCAUCCUCGUCCCCCAGCGGCACUGACCCUCAUGACUACCACAAGAUCCCCGGCUCUGUGGCGCCAUGCUCCCCGCUGGCCGCCGACCCUGCGUGCAUGGGCAUGCCCCACACCCCUGGCAAGCCCAUCUCCUCCUCGACGUCCAGGACUGCGCACCUCGGCGUAGGCAUGCACGCUCAGCCCAUGGAAGACAUAGACUACAAGACCAACCCGCACGUGAAGCCACCUUACUCGUACGCCACGCUCAUCUGCAUGGCGAUGGAAGCCAGCAAGAAGACUAAAAUCACCCUCUCCGCCAUCUACAAAUGGAUUACUGAUAACUUCUGCUACUUCCGGCAUGCUGACCCCACCUGGCAGAACUCCAUCCGGCACAACCUAUCCUUGAACAAGUGCUUCAUCAAGGUGCCCCGAGAGAAGGAUGAGCCAGGGAAGGGCGGCUUCUGGAAGAUAGACCCCCAAUAUGCCGACCGGCUCAUGAAUGGUGCCUUCAAAAAACGGAGGAUGCCCCCAGUGCAGAUCCACCCAGCCUUUACCAACAGAGCCCAGCAAGAAGCAAGGUCCGUCACUAGCUCGGUGGCUUCCUCUUGGACCAGCAAUAACGUCCUGAAUGUCAACAUAGAGUCGCAGCAGCUGCUGAAAGAGUUUGAAGAAGUCACCGGUGACCAGAACUGGAAUCCAGCAGAUGGAAAAGCAGGCCACAAGCGCAAGCAACCAUUGCCUAAACGGACGGCCAAGUUAGCUCGGCUUUCCAGCUCUCCCUUGCUCACCCAGGAAGAACAAACCGAGCUGGGAUCACUGAAAGGUGACUUUGACUGGGAAGCCAUCUUUGACACCACCUUGAAUGGUGAUUUCUCCUCUUUUGAGGAUCUGGAGCUCACACCUCCAAUCAGCCCAAUAACUCGAGACGUGGACUUGACAGUACACGGCCGACACAUCGACUGUCCACAGGAGUGGUGCCCUGUAGGACAUGACCAGAUCCUGACCGAAUCCAACCAGAACAGCCUGGACUUUGAUGAAACCUUCAUGGCCACUUCUUUCCUUCAGCAUCCCUGGGAUGAAGGGAGGAACGAUUACCUCUCAAACUCCGUCAGCGUGGACCAAUUGUUUGAACUCAACGACACUUCUUUGCCAGUGGAUGUGAAUGACUGGAGCAGUGUGGGAUCCUUUUUAUAAGAGGCCGUUCAUGAUUCGAAGGACCAUAUCAAGCCCACAUAGACUUUACCUAUUAGCAGGAUGCUCCCCCCGUGCUGCUGGAACUUACAAGGGACAAGAUUUUCGAGAGACGGAGACAUAUACAGUGACUUUUAUCAGCUUCAUAGUAUGAUUAUUCACACAAAGACCCGGGGGGAAAAACCAGUAACGCAGGAAUCACUUGGUACAUCUUUAAAGGACACAUCACAAGUCUCUGGUCAUUGAGUUUGCUCAAAAGAAGAAAUUUAACAGUACUUAUUUUUUUACUUUUAAAGAAAGAAAUGUGAAUUACCAUUUUUUCAUGGAAAUGGACAAGGCAUAUAUUCCUUUUGGGUUAAAGGCGAGCACCUGCUAAACUAGAUCCAAGAAAUGAGAUUCCUGGUGGCUUAGGACUCUGUAGACUAUGUGCAAUUUCCUCAAUCCUUCUUCUCUCUGUUUGUCUCUCUCUCUCUCUCUCUUUCUCUCUCUCUCUCUCUCUUUCUCUCUUUCUUUUUUUUCUGUCCAGGGAAGUUCCUAGGUAUAACAUGUGAUAAUUAGCUAGCAGGCAAAUAAAGGUCCCUUCUGGAUUCUCUGAGUUCAGCCUCCCUCCUGAAUUGUGCCUAGAGAAGAAGAAAAGGUCUGUAAAUUCAGAUGCAAAUCAGCAAGUCUGCCUCUUUAGAUGUUUUUAUAUAAUCUAUUAUAUAUUAUAUAUUCAAAGAAACCUAUAUUUUUAGCAUUAGAUUUUCUUUUCAGUGGGAGGCAGGGGAAAUGCAGUUUGGAGGAUGUUUUAUAUUUUUACCAUAUAAAGGCUUGUGUUCAUUGUUCUGCAAAUUAAGAAUGAAGUGUACGGCAUGUCUGCUCUGACAAAAUGCAAGGGAGGAUUCCUACAGCGACAGCAACAGGUUUCAUUAUGGAUCCAGAAAACAAACACAGCAGGAGAGGAGCAGAGGGGACUGGCACUUUCCUAGAAGUGGCUUUCUUAUUUCUGUACCCAACGUCCUUGCCAUGGUUGCCGUAGGGUCUAGCCUUGCACCACCUUGCACCCUCUCUGUCUUUCAACAGCUGACAAAACCUCUCUCCCUUUUCUGGUCUGAAACUGUUGCCCUCCCCUUCUUUUGCUUAUCUGUCAGGCUCUGAGCAGCUGACGGGACGACACAGGACCACAAUUUAAGGAUGAACUUUUGGGGGAGCUGUGAGCUAGGAGCAAGGAAAACAGCCGUGGUGUGUUGUGUGCAGUCCCUCACGGCAUGGCCGACAGCAGCUGUCACCGAUGGGGUCGCUCUUUGUCUGGAAAAUUUAAUGUUCUGGGAUGGGACCAAGGAGGAAUAAAAUCUGGAUCCAGGCUCUGUCCACAAGUCUCAGGCCAAAGACUGCGCGCAUGCAACAGGCUCUGGGAACGACAGCGGAGAUGAAGUCCCACCGCCAACCUAACAGACCAGCCCAUUUCGCUCCGCUAUAUCCUAGCCCCAUAGGAACAGCCGGCACUCAGCACCUCCAGCAAGCUCGCAACGGUCACCCUGCUCCUUCCCAUGGCACCGCGAGAGGGAAGUGCCACCGUCACCCCCGCAGGUGGGCACAGCUGGGCAGGCAUCGGCAAAAUGAUUUCCCUGGGGCCAAACAGCCUGCCCAGGACCCAGCUGCCUCCCUGGAGUGGGCACGUGGGCAAGAAGCGUCUUCAAAGCCACCAGAAGACGUUAUGGUGUCGCUGAGCACCUGGAAAGCCAAGAGAGAAAGGGCCCACUUGCCUUCAGCAUUUCUGCAGCCUUUGAACCAUCUGGCCGGGAGCAGAUCAUCAGCUGGGGUAGCUGCGAGGGCUGCAGUGAUUUACACGGACUGGAGAUCUGGCCCUUUGACUCUGCUUGUAAAGACAGCUUGGCAGGGUAUCUGCAAAGUAGGUCUAGGCAGCAUAGAAAUGUUACGGUAGCCGAGCAAAAUUGUGCUAAAACUUGACUUGAAGCUCUAGAGAACUGGAUUCUUUGCCUCUCCUUUGCUACAGGUUAUUAGAGUUAAGGUAGCUGCUAGCUAGCACAAGGUAAAAGCUGUAGCUUCAGUGGUGUGUCUUAGACUUGCCGAAAAAUGGAAGAUGAUAAAGAUUUUCUUUUUUGGUUACAAAAGAAUUUAGGACCUUUGAUGUGAGCAACAUAACUUAGCUGGAGUCUAGCUGUAGUGUAAAAUAAAAUAAAUUAGUCUGAAAGAAACCCCUUGUAGUAACUUGCAUCCGAGGUUGCAAAUCCAGUGCUUUGCAAGGGAGGGGGUUCAGGCAAGGAGGGCGAGAGCCGCAGCUGGCACGGGGUGGCCGGAGCCGCCCCGGCACACAGGUCCCAUCACUGGCAGCGGGAGCAUGAGCACGAGUCCUGGAUCCACCCAGCAAAGCAAGGGACGGGCUGGCGGCACUGAGCCCUGGUCCCCGCACGGGUCACUCCAACACCGACCUCCCGGUGCUACAUUCGGGGCGGAUGAACGGGGAGAUUUCGCCCAGCCCAUUGCUUCCCCAGCCCCCCUGACUCGAUGUCAACAAACAUCUGCAGCUCACGCAGCCUCCAAAGCUGGGGCUGGGGUGGCUGUGUCAGGCGGGCUCGAAGCCCACCGCGAUGCCACCCUGCAGCGAGCGUUCCCGGUUGCAGGCUGUGUUCCUGAGCAGGGAGGUACCGCUGCCUCCCGGGCACCACUGCGCCUCGCUGCGGCUUUGGGGGUCUGUGCAGGUGUAUAUACGUGUACUGGUGAUGCUGCUUUUUCAUUUGUUCCUUUUGUUUCGUAUUCCUGUUUUGGGGGCCUCCUCCAUACUGAUGCUGAAGAACUGCAAAGAUACGUGUGCAAUUUAACC
Messenger RNA from Struthio camelus australis, 5373 nucleotides. Lineage: Eukaryota; Metazoa; Chordata; Aves; Struthioniformes; Struthionidae. The record is from RefSeq and is a predicted model, not a curated record.